CAACUGUCAACAAACACAAGGUCAGAACAUAAACAUUUCAGUCAUUUUUCAGGCGCUUUCAGGAGAUGUGAUCGACUUAAGAUCAACCUGCUGAAAUGGCCCGUAGGAUAUUUAAACACUUCAAGUUACAGGCUCAUAGCUUUAUAGUUUCAAACUUUAAACAGUGUUCAACAAUGGAUAAGGUGCACCAGUCGGCGGUCGAGGGUUUUCAAAAGGGUUCAGCCUAUGACCAACAUCGACCCUCCUACACGGACGAGCUUAUCACACAUGCAGUCAGUCAGCUCCACACAGGGGGAGGGGAUGGCGUUCAGUAUGAUAUCUUGGAGCUUGGGGCUGGGACGGGGCUGUGUACUCGGAGGAUGCUGGAAAAAAUUCCACAGGGUUUGAGGUACCUGGCCAGUGACUUCUCGGAAGGCUUCUUGACCACACUAAGAGAGCAAUCCCCGGGGGUACAAACACAAGUGUUCACGGCCAACAACAUUCCCCUACCUGAUGCUUCUGUAAAGAACAUCAUAUGUGCGCAGUGUUUCCACUGGUUUGCGAAGGAAGAGGCCCUGACAGAGAUGAUGAGGGUCCUGGUGCCUCAGGGACGCGUGAUGCUACUAUACAACAACAAGCUGUACCAGACGGUGCCGUGGCUGGGUGAGAUGGAGGACGUCCUAACCUUGUAUUAUGGAAACACCCCCCGCAAGUUCUCCGGACACUGGCUCAAUGUCAUACAGGCAUGCCAGUCCCUUCGGCUCGUAGAGCACAAGUUCCUACCUGGCAUUACGAAUAUGAAAGGCGACAAACAAUUCAUUAUGGACCAUUAUUCAACUAUCAGCGUGAUAAGUCGUCUCCAAGGGAGCAAGCGUGAGGAAGCGUUGGCUGGGUUUCAACGGGUCCUCGAUAAACACUUUCCAGAAGAUCAGGAAAUAUUGCUCGAAAUGGACUCUGAAUUAUAUUGUGUAGAAAAACUAUGAUGACGUAAAAUCUGUAGAAUAUCCUGAGUAAAUGUGGUCCACAUGCUUUGUAUGCAAACUAUAUUAUUUCUUUAAAGCUGCACACUCACAGAUAAACCAUUUAAAAAAAUUGUCUUGGAAUGUGCCAAAUUUUGUGUAAAUUUCUGGAAACCAGUUAUAUAAGACUGGUGAUGGCAGUUUAAAAUAUUAACUUUCGAAAAUUGAUGUUAAAUGGCUAAAAGCAUUUAUAACGCUUUAAGAAAAAUGUAAUUUUGGGCAGUUUUCAAAACGAUUGAGAUUUGUUCUAUUGUGAGCUAUCUUAAAUGACUGAAUUGUGAGCAUUAAUGCCAAAAUCAGCUGAUUCUGAGACAGAAAUUGAAAAGUAAAGUGAAAUCAGUCAAUCUGUGAGAGUGCAGCUUUAAAGAGAGUAUGGGUUAAUUCCAACUUUAGGGACAAUUUAACUAUAUCAUUUAUUUUUAUGUGUUAUAUCAUUCGAAAUGGCUCAAAGUAUUCUUUUUUUAUGAAAUCAUUAUGAUCAGUUCAAUUUAUUCUUCAUGCUUCAGUUAACAUAGUUUCAAAUUGAGGCUUCCUUCUUUGAGCUAAUAACCUUGUGAUGCCCCUCAGUUAUAUAAUGGAUAUUUAGGUUUGAAUGUACAUGAAAUAAUUAUCUGCAUUGCAUCUAUCAACUAUACAUUUUAUUUUUUACGUCUUUGCUACAUUAGUAAAUAAUAUACUUGUUCUACAAAUUUUCACUAUUUCGUCAUUGAACUAUGAUUUCCUUUUGUUUUUUUAUAUUCAUAUUUUUAAAAGUACAUAGAGGAUGAUUAUUUGGUUCAGUGUAAUUAACAACAUUUAUAUAUUGAAGUACGUGUAUUCACAUUUGGUGUUCAAAAUCAGUAUCAAAAUCAAAGUAUCUUCACAGAGAAACCAGUUUAAUCCAGGUUUUAACUGUAAUUUUAAUGUGGACAAAGGGAGAGUAAAAUAAUAAAAAUAGAAAUCUAAAUUGCAUUACCUCCCUUUAGCUAUAACUUGAUAAGGACCUGCAGUUCCUACAUAUUAUACUUGUACAUUGUAGUUUGUGUUUCUUAAGGAUCUGAUGAUUUUCUGAAUAAGUAGAAAUAUAUAUAUUAUUUGAGAAAAAAAAUCAAAAGCUCUGGGUGACAACUUUCAUCGUAGACCAGUUCACUACCUUCCCUGUUACAAGAUAAACAGUCUAAUGCAGAAAAAAAUGUGUAUAAGUUAUGGGCGAGAGCGUAGCUGACUAAGCUGACAUCUGACUUUUGAUGACCAUAACUUUUGCCUUAUAAAUAAUACUAGGAUGGAAUUUAUACCUAGGAUGAUUUUUUAAAUAGAGGUAUUGCAUUGCUGAAAAAUCUAACCCAGAUAUGAAACUGCAUCUUAAAAAUAGAAAAGUGGAUGAAACAGCCCCAUGGAAACUAGAGCCACUACAUUAUGUUAUAAGGGCCUCAAAAUGAAAGCUUAUUUGAAAAGGGGAGUAAAUCAAGGACAUGUUGAAAGUCAAGACAAGUAACUCACAGUGUAAAAAUUGCUAUUGCAUUUAAAUGAUUGUUCAUUAAUAUUUUUUUCUGUGAUAUUUCAAUUUUAUUAAAUCAUAGAUCGAAAAACAUAUUUAUUGGCAUCAACUUAAUACCCAUUUUCACUCUCUUCCUGCAAUGCACUUGUUUGUCAAGGGAGACAAUUGGGAACAAAAGGACAGUUAUGGUUUUGUUUUUUUGUCAUUCAAAGGAGUGCAGUUUGGUCGAGUUGUUAUUAUUCUUAUACAUAGCCAUCUAUUGAUACCAUUCACUUUCAUCUGAAAAAGGUCAACUUCUGAUAAAAAGUAAAUUCAACACUUGAAAAAUAGUUAAUUCUAAGGGAGGGAAUCAGGGAACAGCAGGCCACAUAGUUAUGGUUCUUCAAAUGUACACAAGUCAAGCAUGUAAUACAGUUUAACAAUAUUUCAAUGUUCAUUCACUUUCAUUGAAGUUGAUACAUUGAAUGGUUUUAAAAUUACUGGUAUUCAGAAAAAAAAUCAUUAAAAAUGUGGUUGGUUAGACAAACAGGGUAUAACUCUAGGGCACCCGGAAUUUUUUAUCAGAAUUGAGUUUCAUUCCAAUCUGUACAGUGCAGAAAAGCCUCAAGUUACUGCAAUCUCACAGUAACUGCAUGUUGACCAUUUGAAAUAAAAAAAUUGUCUUAGAAUGAUUCAAAUUUUGUGUAAAUGUCAGGAAACCAGUGAUAUAAGAUUUCUGACCAAAGAUUAGACUGCAGCAAUUCAUAUUCAUUGUCAAAAAAUAAUGUUUUAUGGCUAAAAAAGCGUAAAUCCUAAAGCUUCCUGUAAAGAAAAAUGAAAUUUUUAGUCAUUUUAGAACAAUUGAUAUCUGUUCUAUUGUGAGUUAUGCACCAGUCAAUAACCACGGUCCCCCCAGGUCCGGGGGUAUACCGGGGAUAGCAGGGUAAAUGGGCCGUGUUUUUACUUUCCAGGUGGCUGCAGUGCUAGGUGAAUGCGUUGGUUUUGUCUUCAUGCCAAAUAUAGCAGGGAUUGGGCCUUACCCAGGGUCACUGGGGUGCGGGGACAUGAGUUGGGGAUUUUACUAUCAGGUUGUCCCUGCCGGACCGACAUUUUACCCAGGCUUGGCUGGACCGAAAGUCCAAGUCCCCGCUAUUCUACCUGUUUGGUCGUGGUUACAAUUGACUAGUGCAUUAUCUUGACUGAAUUUGCAUCAAUGCCAAAAUCAGCUGAUUUCAAAACAUGUCAAAACUGUCAAUCUGUGAGAGUGCAGUUUUCAGUAAAGUGUUUUUACCUACUUGAAUAUUUUCUAAUAUGUUGUAGGUAUAUUGUGUAUGUUAUUCAGGAUAUUUCAACAAAAUAUAAUAAAAAAGAUAAAACUAUAUGAGUGGUC
This is a messenger RNA of Mya arenaria, 3844 nucleotides long. RefSeq lists its product as uncharacterized. The transcript has 9 exons. The record is from RefSeq and is a predicted model, not a curated record. Bases 96 to 962 code for a protein of 288 amino acids. Lineage: Eukaryota; Metazoa; Mollusca; Bivalvia; Myida; Myidae. Gene Ontology annotation, molecular function: S-adenosylmethionine-dependent methyltransferase activity.